Messenger RNA from Oncorhynchus mykiss (rainbow trout), 3372 nucleotides. The record is from RefSeq and is a predicted model, not a curated record. Lineage: Eukaryota; Metazoa; Chordata; Actinopteri; Salmoniformes; Salmonidae.
AUCUGGGGUAGUUUCCACAGCAGUUUCUGUUAUGAUGCAUUAUUGUAUAACUUCGAUAAUGAAAGAGUUCAUAAGACAGGAGGUCACUUUCACUUUCAGUGUCUGCAGCCUUUAAAUAGCCUGCUGCUUACUGCUUUUGCCAUCAUUGCCAAAUUGGUUUGCAGAGGAUCCUUGACUCUCAGCGAAACUACGAUAUCGAUCUUGUGAAGCCACUUGACCAUGGACUCCCCAAUGUGCCUUGUUAAAAACGCUGACGGAGAGCUCUGCGUAGAACCAGAGGCCAUCGACUACCUGAUGGGACUGAAACAGAACGUCGUAGUUGUGUCUGUGGUCGGGCUGUAUCGCACCGGAAAGUCCUACCUCAUGAACAAGCUGGCUCAGAAGAGAAGUGGUUUUGCCCUUGGAGCCACCAUCCAGUCCAAGACUAAAGGCAUCUGGAUGUGGUGUGUCCCUCAUCCUGAAAAAACAGACCACACCCUGGUGCUGCUGGAUACAGAGGGACUGGGGGACGUGGAGAAGGGGGAUUCUAAGAAUGAUGCCUGGAUCUUCUCGCUGGCCAUUCUGUUAAGCAGUACUCUGGUCUACAACAGUCGAGGGACCAUCGACAAUGAUGCUGUGGAGAAGCUUCAAUAUGUGAACGACCUGACAGAGAGGAUCAAGGUAAAGUCUUCCACUGUCGAUGAGGAGGAAGGAGAGGGCACCCAGUUUAUGCAGUUCUUUCCUAAUUUUGUGUGGACCGUCAGAGAUUUCACUCUACAGCUCGAGAUCGACGGCAGGGAAAUCACUCCAGACCAGUAUCUGGAGAAUUCCCUGCAACUCAAGAAAGGUACUAGUAAAAAGAUCAAUGACUACAACUUCCUGCGAGAGUGCAUCCGGAACUUCUUCCCCUCACGCAAGUGUUUUGUGUUCCCCUCCCCUACAACUCCUGACAACAUGCACCGACUGGACUCCAUGGACGAGGCUGAGCUUUCUGGAAGCUUCAGAGAGGUCUCAGAUACUUUCUGCCGCUUUAUUUUCCAGGAGAGCCGUAUGAAGACUGUUAUAGGGGGACACACAUUGACUGGAGAAAUGUUGGGCCACUUGGUCACCACCUAUGUGGAGACCAUAGCCAAAGGCAAUGUGCCCUGUCUGGAGAAUGCUGUGUUGGCCAUGGCUAAAAUUGAGAACCAGGCUGCUGUGAAUGAGGGCCUGGCGGUGUACCAGAAGGGAAUGGAGGAUGUGAAGGCCUUAUUCCCAGUGGACGUCAAUCAGCUGUCAGAGAACCACCUUCAAUCAGAGACCCAGGCCACAAAGGCAUUCAUGAAGCGAUCCUUCAAAGACGACAAUGGGGAAUUCUUGAAAGCUCUGGCGGAGGCCAUUGUCAACCACUCCGACGACCUUUUCAAACAGAACAAGGAUGCCUCCGAGAAGAAGUGCAAGGCCCUUCUGGAGAAUCUCUCUGCUCUGAUGGAUCAGGGGAUGAAGGAGGGGACGUACGCCACACCAGGAGGCUAUGGGCUUUACUGCAAUCACCAUGACAACAUAGUGGCACAGUACCGGGCUGAGCCUAACAAAGGAGUCAGGGCUGAGGAGGUUCUGGAGCAGUUCCUGAAGGACAAGAGUGCAGAGUCCUACUCCAUCCUGCAAGCUGACAAACAACUGACUAAAAAAGAGAAACAAAUCCAAGCUGAGAAGAAGAAAACAGCUGAGUUGGAGCAGGAGAAGGCAGCAUUCAGGGAGCAACAGGCAGAGAUGGAGCGCACCAUUGAGAACAAUCGCAUUAGCCAGGAGAAGUACUUGAAGAAGAUGAAAGAGAUGAUGGAGGAGGAGAGGAAGCAACAGCAGCAGGAGUUCAACAGGACGCUGGAACGCAGAAUGCAGGAGCAGAAAGAUCUCCUGGAGAACGGCCAUAAGGAGAAGGCUGAGCUAAUGAGACAAGAGAUCUUGGAGAUAAAGAAGAGGGAUGAAUUGGAAAGGGAGACCAAUACCCAGAAUCAGAAGGGUCUGAUGGAAUUCUUAAAUCAGCAGGCUGAGGGACAGAAUAAACAGAUGGAAAUGUUAAUGAGGGAGCUCAACAAUAGAUCACAGGCCCCUGUACAAGUUGUUGAACGACUUGUUCCUCAGCAGCCCUGUAUCGUAAUUUAUCUUUCAGGUUAUGGUAAAAAGAUCAGUGACUACAACUUCCUGCGAGAGUGCAUCCGGAACUUCUUCCCCUCACGCAAGUGUUUUGUGUUCCCCUCCCCUACAACUCCUGACAACAUGCACCGACUGGACUCCAUGGACGAGGCUGAGCUUUCUGGAAGCUUCAGAGAGGUCGCAGAUACUUUCUGCCAUUUCAUUUUCCAGGAGAGCCGUAUGAAGACUGUUAUAGGGGGACACACAUUGACUGGAGAGAUGCUGGGCCACCUGGUCACCACCUAUGUGGAGACCAUUGCCCAAGGCAAUGUGCCCUGUCUGGAGAAUGCUGUGUUGUCCAUGGCUAAAAUUGAGAACCAGGCUGCUGUGGAUGAGGGCCUGGCUGUGUACCAGAAGGGAAUGGAGGAUGUGAAGGCCUUAUUCCCAGUGGACAUCAAUCAGCUGUCAGAGAACCACCUUCAAUCAGAGACCCAGGCCACACAAGCGUUCAUGAAGCGAUCCUUCAAAGACGAAAAUGGGGAGUUCUUGAAAGCUCUUGCGGAGGCCAUUAGCAACCACACCGCCAACCUUUUCAAACAGAACAGGGAUGCCUCAGAGAAGAAGUGCAAGGCUCUUCUGGAGAAUCUGUCUGCUCUGAUGGAUCAGGGGAUGAAGGAGGGGACGUACGCCACACCAGGAGGCUAUGGGCUUUACUGCAAUCACCAUGACAACAUAGUGGCACAGUACCGGGCCGAGCCCAACAAAGGAGUCAGGGCUGAGGAGGUUCUGGAGCAGUUCCUGAAGGACAAGAGUGCAGAGUCCAGCUCCAUCCUGCAAGCUGACAAAAAACUGACUGAAAAAGAGAAACAAAUCCAAGCUGAGAAGAAGAAAACAGCUGAGUUGGAGCAGGAGAAGGCAGCAUUCAGGGAGCAACAGGCAGAGAUGAAGCGCAGAAUUGAGAACAAUCGCAUUAGCCAGGAGAAGUACUUGAAGGAGAUGAAAGAGAAGAUGGAGGAGGAGAGGAAGCAACAGCAGCAGGAGUUCAACAGGACGCUGGAACGCAGGAUGCAGGAGCAGAAAGAUCUCCUGGAGAAGGGCCAUAAGGAGAAGGCUGACCUAAUGAGACAAGAGAUCGAGGAGAUAAAGAGGAAUAAUCAAUUGGAAAGGGACGCCAGUACCCAGAAUCAGAAGGCUCUGCUGGAUGAAUGUAAUACAUUGAAAUGCUCAAAAGCUAAACAAGAUGACUCUUGUACACUCUUGUGAUCCACUUCGAAUGCC